Aspergillus fischeri NRRL 181 is the source of this 879-nucleotide messenger RNA. RefSeq names its product urease accessory protein UreF. Gene Ontology annotation, molecular function: nickel cation binding. Lineage: Eukaryota; Fungi; Ascomycota; Eurotiomycetes; Eurotiales; Aspergillaceae. Bases 1 to 879 code for a protein of 292 amino acids. The transcript has 2 exons. The record is from RefSeq and is a predicted model, not a curated record.
AUGUACGAAAAGACGAGUACCGUUGAUCAAUCUCCGGAAGACAAGGCCCCGGGUACAGAGUCUCGUCUGAACGGCCUCAAAUUGCCAUCUCACAUCAAGACCUCCAGAGACUCCUCAAACCUAGUCCCAGGCCAUGCGCUCCUCCUCCUCUCCGACUCGGCCCUACCACUCGGAUCCUUCGCCUACUCAAGCGGUCUAGAAUCGUACCUGGCUCACGCAAAACUCCGCGCCUCGUCGACCAGCUCGCUGUCAGCGUUCCUCUCGUUCCUCAGUCUCUCCAUCGCCUCGACGGCGAGUACUUCUCUGCCCUAUCUACUGGCGGCGUACAGACACCCCGUGGCCCUGGAAACAAUUGACAAUGACAUGGACGCCGCAACAACCUGUAUCGUUGCGCAAAGGGCGAGCGUUUCCCAGGGCCGCGCUCUGCUUAGCGUAUGGGCUAGAGCGUUUCGACAGGCGUAUGCCCCUGCGCCUGACGGGGGUAGUAGCGCAGCAGAAAGAGCCAAGCAGGCCCUGGAGGGCCUUUUUGAAGCUCUACAGGGUAGCGAUGGCACUGGCGAGGAACUAGGGGCCAAGGGUCACUUUGCGCCGCUGUGGGGCGCGGUGAGUCUGGCGAUGGGACUGGCGGUACAGCAGGCGACGUAUGUAUUUAUGGUGAACCAUGCAAAGGCGGUGCUCAGCGCUGCUGUGCGGGCGUCUGUCAUGGGUCCUUACCGGGCUCAGUCGAUCCUUGCUAGUCAGAGUCUGCAGGAUAUGAUUCUGGAGCGGAUAGAGAGGGAAUGGGGGACAAGUAUGGAACAGGCAGGACAGGUGGUUCCUAUGCUUGAUCUAUGGCUUGGGAGGCAUGAGCUUCUUUACAGCAGGAUAUUCAAUUCUUGA